Molecule: messenger RNA, 2255 nt
Organism: Asterias rubens (European starfish)
Lineage: Eukaryota; Metazoa; Echinodermata; Asteroidea; Forcipulatida; Asteriidae
Product: arginine and glutamate-rich protein 1-A-like
Exons: 5
Coding region: 260-1045 (261 amino acids)
Cellular component (GO): mitochondrion; nucleoplasm
Molecular function (GO): cadherin binding
Source: RefSeq, a predicted model, not a curated record
UACAGCGCGGCACUUGCUGGUGUAGAAUAUUUUUACAAUUUUUUACGGCGUGUUUUGGCCUCAAUUGCUUGCAAUAUGUAAUAAAUGUACGUGCAACAUAACCAUAGAACAGAGGACAAAUGAGUCGAGUCGGAGGCUGUGAGAGAAGGUGACAUAUAAGGUCUGAAGAUUGAAAUUAAUCAGGGAGCAGACCUUAUAACAAACAAUAAACUACCCCCACCCAACUUGAAAAUAAACUAAACAAAAACAUUUAUCAGAAAUGCCACGCUCAAGAAGCCGAAGCUCCUCCCCCAGGAGAAAACACAAACAUAGCAGGAAGUCUCGCUCUCGCUCCAAGGGACGCGAAUCCUCCUCGCACGGCUCAAGGAAGCGAUCACGCUCAAAAUCCAAAGAGAGACGGGAUAGGGACCGAGAACGUCGCCACAGACGGUCGCACUCCAAGUCAGAGCGAAACAGUCCCAUCACUGACAUCUUCGGGCGGGACCUGAGCAAACGGAAUGAGCUCGAGGAGAAACAGAAGAAAGAAGAAGAAGAGAGACGGGCGGAGAUCGAGAGACAACGAAAGAUCCGUCAGCAGGAGAUGGAAGCUCGUCUUAUAGAAGAGGAAGUCGCCAAACGCGUUGAGGAGAUGGUUGCCAAACGGGUAGAGCAAGAGCUAGAGAAACGCAAAGAUGAUAUCGAAGCAGAGGUCCUCCGCCGUGUCGAGGAAGCCAAAAGAAUCAUGGAGGCGGCCAUGUUGGAGGAGAUGGAGCAGAAGAAACAACAAGAACUUGAGGCACAGCAGGCCAAAGAGGAAGAAGAGAGGCGAAAGCGAGAAAAGCUGGAGCAGAUCAUGGAGGAGAAUCGGCGUAAGAUGGAAGAAGCUCACAGGAAGCUGGCCGAGGAGAGACUUGAGAUGGUCGAACGCCAGCGGAAGAUGGACGAAGAGCGCCUGGCGUUUGAGCAGGAACAACGGCGCCUUCAGAAGGCGGACCAGGAUUUAAUCCUGAACAAAAAGAGCGCUCGACCAAAGCUCUCUUUUGGCCUCAGCAUGAAGAAGCCGUAACGCCAGUCCUUAAACCCUCCCCACCCCCUUCCCUCUUCUUUCCCCAAUCCCCGACCCUUGUAGAUUUCCAAGCUGUACCGUUACUUGAAACCUUCGGUCCUACGUCCCACUGCCCGGCUCGUCCAGGGAGAUCCUUCCCUGGCAUCAAGUCCAGAGCGUCACAGUGCAUCAUGGGAAAACAUAAACCAACAGUGGAGUAUGGGAUAGCUCAUCUGUACAAUGCAUAAUGGGAUUUCCAGCAUUGUUAGUUUUGUAAUGUAGGUAUAAACUUUUUCUGGUUAAACUUGUCUUAGUCCUUUUUUUAUUUACAUCCCGAUUGUAGACACUCUAGACUGCCUAAAAAUCAUGGUUUCGUUAGAAAUUUAAAAUGUUUUUAAAACAGAUAUCUUUUUUUUCUCAGUGGUUUCAUUAAUUUUUGUGUUGAUAUAAAUUGAUCUAAUUUGUGGAAAAUGUUGUACAAUUUGUGCAUAAUUUUUUUAAAUGUUUACAUGGAAGAAUAUGAUACUGUUGAAUAUGAUACUGUUUUCUGUAUCCAAUUCAGUCAUUUGUGGGACACCAACGUGUGUCUGCUAUUAAUGUAUAGAGCCGAUCUUCAACCUUCUAUGUGAUUGUAAUGUAUAUCUUAUUGAGACUAAGAAUGCAUGAUUAAUUUUGUCCAUUGCGGUUGUCCAUGGAUCAUGUAUGCCUUGGAGACUUUUGAAUGCUAGGUGGCAGCAGAUAUACCAGGUUAUUUUCCAUUGUUUACGUCGUUCUGAGCCUGCUCAAGUUUCCCAGAACGGUGGAUUUACCUGGUAAGUCUGCUGCCACCUAGAGACACAAAAAGUCUCCCAUUGGAUGUGUACGACUGGACAUGGGAAUAAGUGCACAGAAGUAGCGCAGUGACAUAGACUCUGUGCAUUGGUGCCAUCCUAUCACCAUCUUAGAGGUAAUGUUCCGUGAUGAAACACUGGAAAAAGAUAAAGUUUGCGGCAUAGGCUGUUCCAGUGAGCAUCUUUCUGUUUGACCUAUAAUAGAUGGCGCCCUCGUCUGGUGACAUCGUAUGCGUAAUACCUAAUUGUCUUGCAUGAUAAAUAACCGGAACGCAUCCAAAUGCAGAUGCCCCAUGGGAAUUGUUUUAACUAAAUGAACUUUACUGGUAAUAAUUACUGUUAAUCAAGACUGUAUAUUGCAAUUUUUACAUUAUCCCUCCUGCCAACCCCCCCCCCCCCCC